Molecule: messenger RNA, 1655 nt
Organism: Phanerochaete carnosa HHB-10118-sp
Lineage: Eukaryota; Fungi; Basidiomycota; Agaricomycetes; Polyporales; Phanerochaetaceae
Exons: 12
Coding region: 1161-1655 (164 amino acids)
Source: RefSeq, a predicted model, not a curated record
CGAGCUGACAUACCUGGGAAUCUGGUGAGCAAGUACAGGGAAUGUUAGGCUAUUACGAGAAUUGGGACGACGGAGAUCGAUUUGGUCAAGUCCUGGCGUUCUCUCGCUCUGGCCACAGCCGUUGUCGUCGCCGCUCGACCUCAGAUCGGCAACAUGCGAGGCGGGACUCGGAAAAGUUGGUGGCAUCCAGUGCAGCCCUAACAUAAAUCUGCUAGCAGGAGAUCAGUAUCUGCUGGUGGUCGAAAAUGCUGAUUGUCCCCAUCGGCCUGUGAACAGUAACGAGGGACUACUCUCUGUCGGUAGGCUCUCCAGAACGAACGUCCACCAAGCUCGAUGCAUAGCCACUCUCGGUCCUGCUGUGGAACACGCGCAUGACAGCAUCUUCUUGUAUCGACGCGGAGUUGAGGAUCUGUGAAGACUCGUCGUGCGCACUGCCGUCGUACAAUGACUUCGACAGAGGCCCGUGCGACAUGUCGCCACUUGCAUUUGCACCAGAGCACGAACCUAAACUGUCAGCAGGCCAUUCAACUCACCAACCAGCGCGGACAGAAACCGGAUCGCAUCUGCUGCGCCUUCGCCGUACGGACAUUCAACUGAGGCGGUGAGUGGGUAUUCCUUCACUAUAACCGUUGAUGACGCCGUGAAGUCUUCCUAGACGUAGAACUGCAUACAGUGCGCCUGCAACAAUGUCCGUGAGAAGUUAGAACUUCACAGACGCGCACGGUGGCGGAGAUCAUGCCUUCAGGUACAACGGUAAAUGUUGCAUGUGACCCACUGCACGCAGGUGAUUCUCGACGUGGGUGUUGGCAAUAGCACAGACAUAUCCAAGUGAGCUGCGGAGACAGUAUUGAGUCCUUUCACGCCUACCAUCAGCUUGUGUUUGACGACUCUAAUCAUGCCGCGGCGCUUCCGUGCCCCCCGCUCGGUGUACUCGUCGCUAUUGGCAGAAAAAAAGACCGCUAUCUUGAUGGUACGGGAACACUAACAGAAUUGAAAUAGGGAAACAGCCGUCGAUUAUCGCUGUCCAGUUAAUAGUAAGGCAUCUCAACCGAAGUUGGAACAGCAGAUCUAGAUGGAAAAGCACUGGUUAGCGGAUUGAGUUCCAGGCACUGCUGCUGCGAGUAUAAGUACAACGUGCCAGUGGUGCCAGUACCUUCGCAAUGUCAGGACUCUCAACAAACAUGGCAGCUGGCAUGCCUCGGUCUGCCUCCUCAAUGCUACUGCUCUCGACUGAACUAUGUUCCCUAGACAGCACACUUGGCGCAAUAGUCAUCGCCGAAAUCCUCGUAGCAGUGCUAUAUGGCAUCACCAGCAUGCAGGUCUAUAUCUACUUUCACUGUAGCCCUCGUGAUAGCCGACUCGUCAAGCGAACUAUAUUCUUCUUAUGGAUUCUCAGCAGCAUUUAUCUAGUGUUCGCUUCGCAUGCAGUCUACUAUUAUGCCGUAACAAAUUUCAUGAACCCAUUGGCUGCAACAAAGUAUUCAUGGAGCCUAGUGGCUAAUUUAUUUGUUGGCGACUUGAUUGAGAUCAUUGUCACCCUUACUUUCGCGUACAGAAUUUAUAUACUCAGCGGACGCAAAUGGCCCCUCAUACUCAUCAUAUUACCCCAGGUUGCCAGCUGCAUCGGAACCAUUGCCACGGGCGUAGUCGAGUAA